AUGAAAAAAUGUAUAAUAUACAUAGAGUUAUUUUUUUAUGUUACACUCUUCCAUCUAUGGAAGGGUGUAGAAUCUCAUCCUUCUUCGUCAAGUAAGAGUGUAUCACCUCUUAGUUCCCAAAUCCCUACAGAUAAAUCCUCUAAAUCUGAAUCUCAAAAUGGAUCUAUAUUUGACUCAUUGGAAUCACAAUCAAUCACAACUUCUCUCACAUCCCAGCCCGAAACCACUCUUGAUACCAAACUACCUGUAACAUCUCCUGUAAUUCCUGCUCCCAAAUCAAUAACUCUUGAUAUCGAUACUACUGAGAGCACUAGUGAGUUUGACUUUGCCGAGAUUGGUAAUAUCAAUACAUUCACCCCUAAAGAUGGGCAUGUGUUUAACAAGGUAACUCAGGGUACCAAUGUUAUUUGGGAGUCAGAUGGUAAAUCUGGAACCAUCGUUAGAACUAAGUUAUUUAGUAAUAAUGAAAAAUAUUUACUCAUAAUACUUAUUAAUAGUUUGUUCUCAUUGUUUCAUCAGUCUGAUGAAAACCAACCCUGGACAAAUGCCACUGGUGACAGGUACGAUGUGACCAAAUUCAAGUUCCUUGGUGAGGAUGAGAAUGAUAUCAAGUCAAACAAUUACACAGUAUCAAUCCUCGAAUUAUUUUAUAGUUUUAAGUUCAAAACUGGAUCCAUGUGCACUAUGAUCAAGUAUGAUAACGACGUUGUUUGGAAGUCUACCGACACUAAGAAAUUUUCAAACAUUACUACGUUUUAUUUUGGUCUUGUUUCAAACCGUUUCUUUGUCAAAAAUUCCUAUGGUGAACUCAAGAGAAUAGAUUUUAAACCAGUAAUAAAAGAACUCGCCAUACCUAUCACCAAACAAACACCAACCCCCAAGUCUGACCCCAAUCUAAAUAUAACGCCAUUUAACAAUGUCACGGUUGAUAUUGAGAACACUAACGGUACCAGUGAGUUCGAGUAUUCGAAGGAUGGUAACUGUUGCAUAUAUAGUACUAAGACUGGAUACUCCUUUGGCAAGGUUGCCCAGGGAGAAACCGUUAUUUGGGAAUCUAAGGAUAAUGUACUUGGAACCUUGAUUAGGACUUGGAAUGACGAUUUUUUGGCAAUACUCCUGAGUAAUAAUCUUUUUAAACUGUUCCAGCACUUAUCUGGCAACUGGUCUGACAUCACUGCAGAGAGGCGUGACGUAACUAAGCUAAAGUUCUAUGGCGAUGGUGAUAAUGAGAUAACAUCUGUUGACUAUUCAGUUAGCUUUGUGAAAGACUAUUUAUAUGAAUUCUCAUUCAAUGAUGGAGUUAAGUGUAGCAAGAUCAAGUACAAAGAAAAAGUUGUCUGGAGAAACAUGAAAGGUAAAAUGUAUGAAGACAUCAAAAUGUUCCAACUUGGUCUUCUUUCCAACAAUUUCUUUAUUAAAAAUCAAUUUGAAUACAGGAAACUUACCAAUCCAUCUAUCGAGAUCACGCCCGUCACUCUUGAUAUCGAUCGGACUUAUUGUACCAGCCAAUAUGAAUUCUCCAAGAACGAUAACUGUAGAACAUAUACCUCGAAAUAUGGUUACAGCAUUAAUAAGAUUGUGAAGAAAAACAUCAAUAUCUGGGAUGCUGAUCCGGAUGAUAAUGCCCUUAAGGUGGUGUUAAUUGGUUCUGGCAAGGAUGAGAAACAUUUGUCAAUUCUGUUGGAGAGCGGUGAUUUUGUUCUCCUUCAUAAGACUCGUAGGGAUCUGUUCUGGAAAGAUAUAACUGACAAAAAGAGUGACUUCUCCGAUAUUAAGAUGUACUCGCUGGAUGAUGAAAACAAUUAUAAUGAACUGAGACCCCUUCACAACUCCAUAAUUUUGUAUAACACAUUUUAUGGCUAUGAGUUUAAAAAAGGUGUCAAGUGUGCCAAAAUCACCAACAAAGAUAAGCUACUGUGGACCCACACUGAUGAUCCUGACUUUGGGUAUCCGAGUGCCAUAUACCUCGAUCUUCUUAAAAACAAGUUCAAUGUCAUAAAUUUUAAAGACCAGACUAAGGAACUUAAAGGUGAGGGACCUGCCGUCACUCUUUUUAUCAACAUAGACAUUUACCACCAUGACCUAGAUCAUUACGAGAAUGUUUCUUUAACAUUGGAUCUCUAG
Molecule: messenger RNA, 2124 nt
Organism: Theileria parva strain Muguga
Lineage: Eukaryota; Apicomplexa; Aconoidasida; Piroplasmida; Theileriidae
Exons: 1
Coding region: 1-2124 (707 amino acids)
Source: RefSeq, a predicted model, not a curated record